UCUCGCAGUGUUUUGACUGGAGGCAGAUCCAGUUCAGGCCGAUCAGGGCUGUGGAAACAACUACCAAGUGUCUGUCUGCUUCACCCCGGGAGGAGAGAGUGUGGCCAAGGAGCUGGGAAGAGAAGAGCGCUUGGGAGGACCCUGGGGACUUCUGCCUUGCCCCGCCCCCCACUGAUCUAAGGCUGUCAGAGAUGACGCUGGUUCUGUCCAUGAAUAGAUUCUGCGAGCCCAUUGUCUCAGAAGGAGCUGCUGAAAUCUCCGGGUACCAGACGCUAUGGGAGGCUGACAGCUACAGAGGUGCAAGCCCCCCAGGGCCAGCACAGGUUCCUUUACAGACAGACCAAGCAGCCAGCCCACAACUGGCAGGAUCGCACUACAGGGGAAUUUCAAAUCCUGUCGGCGCAUCCAAGGUCACAUACUUCAAGAGGAAGUACGCCCCGGAGGAGGAUCUUCACCCCCCCCUCAGCAGCUGCAGCCACACAACCAUCUCUGUUUUUGAGGAGCGAGCCCACAUCCUUUACAUGUCCCUGGAGAAGCUCAGGUUCAUCGAUGACCCGGAAGUGUACCUGCGAAGAUCCGUCCUCAUUAACAACCUGAUGAAGAGGAUCCACGGGGAAAUCCUCAUGCAGAACAGCUGGUGCCUCCCCGCCUGCUCCCUCGGUGGCACCUCCGCCCAAGAGUGGUUCCUGGCCCAAGACUGUCCUUACCGGAAACGGCCCCGGGUGGCCAAAGAGGAGUGGGAGAAAGUCCACACUUGCUGUUUGUACCAGGAGUGUGGCGACCACUGCCUGAAUCUGCCCUUUUCUGUCAAUGCCGGUGUUGGAAGCAAUUCUGCUGCUGCCCCGGCUGCUUCUCCCUCUACGCCCCCAUCCUCCUCCUCCUCCCCAUCCUCCUCCUCCCCAUCUGCCUCCUCCUCAUCCUCCUCUUCCUCUUCCCCUCUGCCAUUGCCUAGCUGUUCCCACCAUGUGGACUUUGAGAUAGGCAGCGCCCCCAUCUACAAGAGCGAUGGCCAGAUACCUGCCAAUGAAAUUUUCGUCACUAACAUUAGGUCACUUGGUGUCCAGGAAAAGGCCAAGUUCAGCGAUGGGAAAGUAAGUCACAACGCCAGCAAAGACAGUGCCGCCCUUGGCCAAGAACCUCUGGGGAGCGACCUUGACUUUGAGUGCAAAGGUCAAUUCUAUGACUAUUUUGAGACUGGGUACAAUGAGAAAAGCCACAUGAGUGAGUCUUGGAAGAAGUCUUUGAGGAAAAAGGAGCUUUCCCCAGGCACCAAACUAUGCUGCAGCAAAGGAAGUAAGAUGUGACCGUCCUCCCGCCGGCACGCACAAGGACGCGCAGCAUGACCAGCUUCUGUCUCGAAUGGAUUCUGUAGUUUUGUACAACUGAUAACAGUGUGCAGUGAACACUCUGUGUUGUCUCACCGCCUGGAGAACAGACUGCACAAACGUCUGUACAGUAGGCAUCCCAAGCCGCCUGUUAAUGUGAUUUUCCGAGGAAAGCCAACUUUGUGUUUGAAAGUUUAUCUUAGUUUUCUUUUUUUAAAAAAAAAUUAGUAGAUUAGGUUGAGGACAACAUGCUUUUGUUAUAGUCCCACUGCCCCUCCAAGAAGCCCGCCAAAUCUGUAUGACAGCAGAGUUGUCUGCUUCUUCCGUAGAUACAGCAUUUCCUUCUGAGUGAAAGGCUGAAGACAGGAAGAUAGAUGGUUUCAUGAGUUGUGACGUGUUUGUAUUGGACGGUGAGACAAAAUGAAACACACCUGGCGGGCAGCAGUGUAGGAGCUGUGGAGACUGUACCCUGCGAGCUCCUCGCUUGCCUGUGCUGGGUAGUGGGUGACUAGAGAGGUGUAGGGGCCGUCUCUGAUGGACUCUGUAGGGAGGAGGUGUAUAUGACCAUGUCUGAAGGGCUCUUUAGGGGGGAGGUGGACACGGCUGUCUCUGAUGGGCUCUGUAGGGAAGAGGUGUAGGGACCAUCUCUUGAUGGGUUCUGUAGGGAGGAGGUGGACACAGCUGUGUCUGACUGGACUCUAGAGAGGAGGUGGACACAGCCAUCUCUGAUGGACUCUGUAGGGAGGAGGUGGACAUGGCCGUCUCUGAUGGAUUCUGUAGGGAGGAGGUGUAUAUGGCCGUCUCUGAUGGGCUCUGUAGGGAGGCGGUGUAGGGACCAUCUCUGAUGGGCUCUGUAGGGAGGAGGUGUACAUGGCCGUCUUUGAUGGGGCUCUGUAGGGAGGAGGUGUAUAUGGCCGUGUCUGAUGGGCUCUUUAGGGGGGAGGUGGACACGGCUGUCUCUGAUGGGCUCUGUAGGGAAGAGGUGUAGGGACCAUCUCUGAUGGGCUCUAUAGGGGGGAGGUGUACGCAGCCGUCUUUGACCGGGCCGUCUUGAUGUCAUGACAAGGAAAGUGGUGUACAGGGCGAUCUUGGGUGCCUUACUUAUCUUAAUUUUUGCCAAUGUGAAAAUUAAGGAUAAAUCAGAGUUACAGCAGGGAUUUAACAAAUAGUAAAAAAAAACACAGGGUGGAUCCAUGCGGUUUGGAAACUUAACUUUGAACUAUUGCGUUCAACUUUUGAUUCACCAUCCUCUUCUUCCUUUGUUUUUAACGCCCAGUGGCUGUGGGACGGCCAUGGGAAGAGCGGAAGCGGCGUAGGCUCUUCCAUGGACACCGUCGUUGGGUCUGGGCUUUGGGCUGUUCUGUUUCCUUGUCCAGUGACGUACACGGCCCGUGGCAUGUUUUCUGUGCGUCACACUUUGACCUGUUUUGCAUCAUUUCAUGAGUUUAGACUCCUAAGAGCAUGUGGUUUCUAUAUAUGACUUUCGCUGUUGAUUGAGAAGCACAAUGUUAAUAGAUGACGUGGUGAUCAAUACGUUUUUAUCUUAAAGAAUGUAAAGACUGUAGGUUGCGAAACGUUAUUUUGGAGAAAUGGGACUCUCCCGUCAUUGUUACCUGGGUAUUUGGCCAACACACUGUUCAAACAAGACCUUGGAUUUGCACAUUGCCGUGUGUCCUCAGCGGCUCUCUGACCCAGUCCGGCCAGCUCCUCCUGGUAAAACGUAUUCCCGUUUCCAAGGCCAAACACUGGCCUACUUGGCUUGGGCUUUCUAAAAACCAUUGUUCACAGCAACCAAAUGCCAAAUGGAGGAGAUAUGUAAGUCCUCCCAGUUUCUCCAAGAUGAAGCUUUUUUAAUUAUUGCUAUUAAUAUUAAAUAGGUCUCAUUCAUACAGUGUAUGAGUAGAUCAUUUGGGAAAUUGUCCGCAAGGACCAAUUUUUAAAACAUGUUCCUGUGUUAUGGCUGAAUAGUCUAGUAAUGUUUUGUCCCUUAUUUUCAAUAUUUGAUGAACAUUUCGGUGUUGAAAUUUUAGGUGAUAGAUGCUAGUACAUGACUGUGUUGUAAUAAAAGUGAGGUUUUUCUUGAUAUAUAUUU
This is a messenger RNA of Microtus ochrogaster (prairie vole), 3417 nucleotides long. It is a transcript of the gene Sertad4, whose product is annotated as SERTA domain containing 4. The transcript is spliced from 4 exons. The record is from RefSeq and is a predicted model, not a curated record. NCBI's taxonomy places the organism in Eukaryota, Metazoa, Chordata, Mammalia, Rodentia, Cricetidae. Bases 192 to 1304 code for a protein of 370 amino acids. Gene Ontology annotation, cellular component: nucleus.